AUGGCCAGACCAUACUGUGUGGUAGUGGCCCUGCUGCUGCUGGCAGAGGUCUCCAGUCUUGGCAAAAGGGCUCCUAAAGCUGGGUUUGUGGCCAGGAUCACCGGAAAAGGCCUGGAAUAUGCCCGCCAGUAUAGAAUGGCCACCCUGAAGAAGGAGCUGUCCACCAUCGUUUUCUCAGGAAGCUUCAAGGCCAGUUGGAUGGGAAGUGUGAGCUAUGAGAUCAGGAGCCUGAGAAUCCGUAAUUUUGAACUCAGGGACUCCAAUCUGAGUCUGUGCCCAGGGCAAGGUAUCACGGCCUCCCUGUCCAACAGCUACGUGUCUGUCCACGGGAACUGGAAGGUGAAAAAGGGUUUCAUCACCUUACAGGGUACUUUUGAUUUGAGUGUGGAUGGCGUUUCCAUCUCAAUUUCUCUGAACUUGGGCAAAGACCCGUCUGGACGACCUACUGCCUCUGUGGCCUACUGCAGCAACUCUGUCGGCCUCGUCAGCAUUGACAUUUCCGGAAGCCUAAGCGGGCUCCUGAAACUCUUCCGUGAAAGAAUUGAAAAUACUCUAAAAAAUAUCUUGAAACAAAAGAUCUGCGAAAUGGUCAGGCAGUCAACAACCUCACACCUGGAGCCCUAUCUCCGGACCCUGCCAGUCACCUUGAGGAUUGACCAGGUCGCUGGCAUUGACUACCGUUUAGUGGGAGCUCCCCAGGUGACCUCCCAGGGCCUGGACACGCCCUUCAAGGGUAGAUUCUUUAGCCUCAGCCGGCGCUCCCCAGUCCCCUUUAGGGUUCCGCCUGUCGGGCUGCCCCAGGAGCAUGACCUCAUGAUCUACUUUGCGGUCUCCCAAUAUGUCUUCAACACAGCCAGCUGGGUUUACCACCGGGCUGGGCACAUGAACUUCACCGUCUGAAACAAGCACCUGGCCAGGUUGUACCCUAAUAUGGAGCUAGAGCUUGAGGUGUUGCCUGAAUCAGCUCCAUUCCUCAUGUUCACCCCUGGAAAUGUGACCCUCGUGCCAGUGAUAAACAUCCAGGCCCUUGCCCUCCCGCCCAACUCCUCCGACCGCAAGCCACUCUUCCAACUCAGGGCGAGAACCAACAUCUCCGCCACCAUCAAUGUGAGCUCCAACAGGAUCGGGGGCUCACUGACCCCAGCGAGAAAGCUGAAACUGGAGCUGACACACUCCUACAUCGAUGUCUUGAACGUGAAGUUGAUGGAAUCUAUCUUCAAUUACUAUGCAACCUACAUUAUAUACCCCUCUCUCAAUGCAAAGCUUGAGGAGGGCUUCCCACUUCCUCUGCCCAGGAACACCUACCUCAACAGCUUGCAGCUCCAAAUCCAUAAGAACUUCCUGCUUGUAGGGGCCAAUGUGGAAUAAGUUGAACUUAUUCCACCUGGGGAGCACCAGUGGCUGGAGAAGUGGACGAUAUCACAGCUGGACUUCCCGGCCUGCCCUGCGGAGCCCCGGGGCUGCGGCCAUUGUUUCCUCUCCCACUGA
This is a messenger RNA of Pteronotus mesoamericanus, 1488 nucleotides long. Its product is annotated as lipopolysaccharide-binding protein-like. The record is from RefSeq and is a predicted model, not a curated record. NCBI's taxonomy places the organism in Eukaryota, Metazoa, Chordata, Mammalia, Chiroptera, Mormoopidae. Gene Ontology annotation, molecular function: lipopolysaccharide binding. Gene Ontology annotation, biological process: macrophage activation involved in immune response; defense response to Gram-negative bacterium; defense response to Gram-positive bacterium.